Molecule: messenger RNA, 843 nt
Organism: Lachancea fermentati
Lineage: Eukaryota; Fungi; Ascomycota; Saccharomycetes; Saccharomycetales; Saccharomycetaceae
Source: the annotation of a GenBank genome assembly
AUGUCGUUUGAGGUUAAUUGGGAGAAUCUAGGCAAAGAUCGUGUCAUUAACGAUUCUAUUAAAGGCUUCAUUAACUCUCAUUUGCAAUCUAUAAUAUUGCCUAGCUAUGUUAGUAGUUUGCAAGUUACAGAUUUCAGCCUAGGAAAUAUUGCACCGAAAAUCACUUUAAAGGAGAUUUCCAAUCCUUUGCAGGAGUUCUACGAUCAUAUUGCGGAGGACGUGGUCCAAACGUAUGCUUCAGAACAAACUGUAGAUGGUACCGUCGAAGGGUUUUCUAACAAUGUUAUAGAUGAUAAGCAAAGUGAUGCUCAGUUCCUCUUGGAAAUAGAUUACAAAGGGGACAUGUUAAUAGAAGUCAAAGCUGAAUUAGUUCUGAAUUAUCCUAGUAACUCCUUCAUGACACUUCCAGUCAAAUUAGCUAUCAGUGACAUUGGCAUCCAUGCUUUGUGCUUAAUUGCGUACCUAUCCAAACAGUUAUUCAUCAGCUUUCUAUGUGACGUAAGUGAUCCAAUUCUGGAUGCGCAUGAUUCUAUAGUCGACUCGACCGGCACUAGCUUUUUAGGUAAACAGUCUCUCGAAAGAAUUUCACUUAUAAGAAGUAUUAAGAUUAAUAGUGAAAUAGGAGAGCAAAAUGAUGGAGAAGGCUCUAUAUUGAGAAGUGUUGGUAAGCUGGAGCAAUUUCUCCUAGAAGUUUUCCGGAAUAUCUUACGAAAAGAGGCAGCUUGGCCAAGUUGGAUCAACUUAGAUUUUAAUGACGACGAUGAAGAUAAUGAAGAUGAUGAAGAUGGUGAUGGCACCGAUCUUAAGCAACCAGACACUAACGAAGCAGAAGCUCAGUUAUAG